UCUAGCUUAGAAAUAUUUAUGUUAUUUUUGUUUUACUGCUAAAAUUACAGUUGCAAUCCGGGGUGUCGUUGUUGUUGCUAUCCGGGAUCUUUAUUGUCUGCUCUUUCCACAGUUGGCUUUGCAGUUAGAGCGUACGUUCGUCUAGAAGCGUGCCGCAGUUGGCAUUCCGGAUCAGCUAUGUCAAAAACUGACGUGCUAAAGGAAGGGACGUUUCAUAAGUUUCCAACAUCUGGUAGGAGGGGGAGGACGAAGAAACGACUGUUUCAACUGACCAACAGCCAGCUGUCUUACUACACUAUAGAGGCGAAGACGAAGAAGGCUCCUCUUGAGAAGGGGAGAAUCCCUUUAGUGGAUAUUGUAACUGUCGAAAGAAUUUCGUAUGACGGCGCGCAAGAGAAAUUUGCUUUCUGUGUGUUGUUUACAGAACUGAACAUCACAAAAAAGCUGACAAUGUUAGGGAGCUCUGAUAAGGAAGUACAAGACUGGAUGCAAGCUAUUGAAGCAGCUAAGAAACGAUUGAGUGAAAGUCAGGCCAAGACAAAUUCUUUGAGACGAGAAGGUUUCCUAGAUACGACUUCUGCUUCUAUUGAAGAACUAGAACUGAAAGAUCAGGAAACAGAGGGAGAAGAAGAAGAAGAAACGUGGCUGUCUUCCACACUGGACAAAGAACCCGUUGUUGUAGAUCAAGCAGAUGAUGAGAAUAAGCACGAUCAACAGAAGAUAGCUGAUGAGGAGGUAACCACUUCAGAUGCACUCUCACUAUCAGACAGCUCUCCCAGUUUAGCGGCCAGUGUUGUUUCGGGAACAAGCUUUUUAUCAUCCAGCAGUGGAGUCAGUUCUGCAUACUCAGGGAGGAACUCGGCAAGUUUUGAGCCGCCAAUUGAGGAAUCAGAGUUUGCUGCUAUGGAAACUGCAGGUUCCAAAGGUACUGGUGAUGAUGCUGGUGAUGAUGCUCAACUGCCAAGGGACAAUGGCAACAAGGUCAUGAGGGUUCUUUCAAAUGUUCCCGAGGAAGUUCUACCUACAUCAGAAGAGAAUGGUGAGGUUUUAUCUAUAGCGGAAGACAAUGGCGAGAUUGUAUCUAUGCCAGAAGGGAAUGUCGAGGUUCUAUCUAUGCCAGAAGGAAAUGACAAUAGCACUGAUGUGGAUGUAGAUCUCACAGUCUCUUUGGAAUUGCAAGAGAUUUCUUCACCUGGUGAACCUGUGCAGCAAGAGACUGAGAUGUGUAGCCCAGUGAGUUCUCGCACACUGGGAAGAAUGAAGCGUGGGUCUGGUGCUUGUUUGUACCAUGAAACAAAUGUGUUGGAUGUGCUAACAGAUGGACAGACACUUCUUCAUGUGGCCUGUCAGCAAGGCAACAUUAGCAAGGUCAAAGAAUUGCUGGAUGGUGGAGCAAAUUGGUCUAUCUGUGACACCAAGAAACAUCAACCUUGCCUAUUUCAUGCUUACAUUCAUGAUCACAAAGAAGUCUUAGAAGUUCUACUCGAUCACGGAUGUGACCCUGACAUCGAGGAGCAGAGACACGGCACUCGACUUCUUCAUCAGUGCGCACAGAAGGGUGAUACUAUUACGGCUGAAUGUCUGCUGAAGCACAAUGCUCAAAUUGAUGCACUGGACUAUCAUGACAAGACAUCUUUACGAGUUGCAUGUGAGUCAAGCAAGUUCUCGAUGGUCGAGCUUCUGCUAGAUGGAGGAGCCAAUGUCAAUCAGUUUGGCAAUGGACAAACUUGUCUACAUAUUGCUGGUGCUCGUGGUGAUCAGGAGUUGGUAGAAUUGCUCUUGAGACAUGGAGCUAAUGUCUUGAGUAAAGAUCAAUCAGAACAGCGCACCCCGUAUGAUUUGGCAGUCAGCAACAAGCACGAUCAGGUUGCUGAAAUGCUGCGUGCAGCUCAACCAGAAGAAUUAAGGGCUUACGGUCACACUCAUUCUUUGAAAGGCCAUAACGCAGAUGUUUCAGCACUGGCUUAUUCUGGGAUGGGUUAUGUUGCCACAGGAGAUGGCAAUGGAAUGAUUAUUAUUUGGGAUCCAGUUGAGGGCAAGCAACUGCACUCGUUGCGUCUGGAUAAUGCUGUUCUUUGUAUAUCGUUUUGGAACUCAUGCAUGAUUGUCAGUACUGAAGUUGUCACUGUCUAUGAUUUGGAACGAAUUGGCUGGAAGCUGGAACUUAAUACACGUGGUUCUGUCUCAGAAGAGGAUCGACCACUGCAACUUGUAGCAGUGUCACCGGAUGGCCUACUAGCAGUAGUUGAUAUCGACAGCAACCAGAUUGAGCUUUGGUCUACUGGUAGUGUAGAUGGAUUCGUGAGGAGACCUAUUCGAACUAUUGUUGCUGACUCUGUUUUAGGAGACAAAGAUGGUGUAUGCCACAGCUUGGCAUUUUCUCCUGAUGUGGCUAAUCCUUUAUUGGCCGCAAGUAUACAGCCUGGAAGUCGGCUCAGUCCUGAAGGAAAUAAUCUCAUACACUUGUAUAAUUGGCAAACAGGGAAGUUCAAGAGAGUUAUCGAUGUAGGCUCAUCGUCUGAUGCUUCUGAUGUUUGUAUGGUAUUUUCACCAUUUGGCAGGUACUUGUCAGCAGGUACUUGUCAUGGAGUAGUGUUGGUUUGGGAAAUGAGUGGUGUCCACAGGCUCUUGCAUCGACUGGUAACUGCAGAUGGCUGUGCAGUUAACUCAGUAGCGAUUAGUGCUGAUGGAACCCAACUAGCUGCUGCAUGCGAUUCAGGCACUAUUCAAGUGUUUGAUGUUCGAAACGGGGCAUCUCUCUUUACACUUACAGAACAUCAGAAAUCUGUGAGAGCAUUGUGCUAUUCUCCCAGUGGUUGCUUCUUCAUAUCAACAAGUGAUGACAAAACUGUCAAAGUGUGGAAAGUGUCUGAUAGAGAAACUGUAAUGCCAUCAGCUGAUUGUGAUGUGCAACCAUCAUACCCUCCCUCAAGAGCUGUCACAGCAACUGGUAACCUGACUGAACUCAGUCAUUGCUUUUGGGAGCAGGAGUUUGAACGGUUUGACGAGGACAGGGACGGUAUGCUCAAGCAUAGUGAAUUUAACAAAUUCUAUUUGGAGUAUAUGGAUGAACACAUACUUCCCGAUGACUUUACUGGACUGCUUCGUCGCCGCAGUCUAUCUUCAGAUAGUGGAGUAACUCGUGACGUUCUGUAUCAAAUAGUUGCCCAGCAAUUUUUGAACGACUGCGAAGGCAUGUGGAAGAAAUGGACGGACCACGGGCUGACGGUGGACGUGAUAUAUUGUUAAGGAAGACCUGAAUAGAGUGGUACAUUGAUAGAUGGAGGGUUUGUAUAUGUCUUCGUAUUCUGGAGAUUUACUUGGGUGGAUCAGUUCUGUUAGUUAUUGAGUGAUUGUUGUAGUUUUUACAAGAUGAACGUUAGUGUAUAGAAUUUUUAUGACAUGACGUACUAUACCCAUAUAGAGACAUGAUGUGGUCGAUCUCUCUA
Messenger RNA from Corticium candelabrum, 3449 nucleotides. RefSeq lists its product as uncharacterized. The transcript has 24 exons. The record is from RefSeq and is a predicted model, not a curated record. Gene Ontology annotation, molecular function: protein binding. NCBI's taxonomy places the organism in Eukaryota, Metazoa, Porifera, Homoscleromorpha, Homosclerophorida, Plakinidae. Bases 178 to 3249 code for a protein of 1023 amino acids.